CCACAACCAGCAAACCCAAGACAAACAUCUUUUUUCUCUCUCUCUCUCUCUAGUGUCCUUGCACACAUAUAUAUGCAUUGUGACCAGAGCUCAAAUUAACGAAGUCUGGUCCAAAAAUAUGAUGAAGCAAAACUUAUAUUUUCUGUUACUUCUUCUUGUUGUUUCCAUGCUCAUGUCUUCACAAGCAUCUGCUCGUUUCUUAGCAAACAACCAAGAGAAAGGGGAGGUAAAGCUCCCUAAAACCAUCGGUGGAGAUUCUAUUGACAAGAUGGAAACUACUGAUGAUUCAAAUAAGUUGAUGGGAGAAGAGGAAUGUGAUGAUGGAGAUGAAGAAUGCUUUAAGAGAAGGGUUAUUGCUGAGGCUCACCUAGAUUACAUCUAUACUCAACACCAUAAUCACCCUUGAGAGAAACUAACUACUUAAUAAGCACUAGUGUUUCUCUAACCCAUAACUAUUUCCCAGAUCUUUUACAACUCUUAAACAUAAGCGGAUUCAGAAUUUUGACUUUGUGAAUUCUGAAUUUUAAAAAAGAUAAUUUAUUGGGUUGUAAAUAAAUAAUUUUAGGAUUAUGUUUAAGGAUUUUAGUACUACUUGUUUCAUCCAAGAAAUCUAGCAAGUAUACAUAUACCAUGGUUGUUGCUAUUAUGUUUACUUAUUUCAUCCAGGAAAUGUAGUGAAGUAUAUGCCAUGGUAUAGCAUAAAUCCCUCUUUGUGCUUAUC
Nicotiana attenuata is the source of this 721-nucleotide messenger RNA. Its product is annotated as putative phytosulfokines 6. NCBI's taxonomy places the organism in Eukaryota, Viridiplantae, Streptophyta, Magnoliopsida, Solanales, Solanaceae. Gene Ontology annotation, cellular component: extracellular region. The record is from RefSeq and is a predicted model, not a curated record. Gene Ontology annotation, biological process: cell population proliferation. The coding region runs from base 119 to 406 and encodes 95 amino acids. Gene Ontology annotation, molecular function: growth factor activity. The transcript has 3 exons.